GAUAGCAGGGACGGGCAGACAGGUGUUUGGGAAUUCGGGAGUCUCCGUCUCACUGACACCUUGGAAGCUUCAUCUGCUGCGUCUCUGGAACAAUGAAGACCUGGCUCCUUCUCAUCACAGCAGGAAUUGCCGGCAGCUUGGCCUCUGGCACUGCUGAGGAUAAAGAGGAAACAGAGACAGCACAUGCCAGCUCUGCCGGCCUGUACACAGAUCCCGACUCCUGCAGGGGGCGCUGCCACGAGCCGUACAACAAGCAGGAUGAGUGUCACUGUAAUACCAAGUGUGAAAAACAUCGCAACUGCUGUGAAGAUUACCAUAUGCACUGCAGUAAGGAUGGGAGACAGACGGACCCCAUGGCAGGGCCUGCAGACUCCAUGGAGGGAUUCUCCAGCAGUCACGACUCCAUCACCAACGAGGAGCUUCUGAGCAUCUCCGAGCAGCUUUUCAAGGUGGACCACAACAAAGCCCAGAAGUCAGACAUCACCAUUAACCCGCAGCAUCUCACCUCUUCCGCCGAGACCAGAGACAAAGAGGAUCGUUCUCCUGAGCCACUCUACACGUACGUCAAUGAGAAGCUCUUCUCCAAACCCACCUAUGCCAGCUUCAUUAAGCUGCUGGAUAAUUACCAACGGAUGAUGGGCCGGGGGGAAGCCUUCAGUGCCGAGCAGCUGAAGGAGCAGGAGAACUUCCUGCAGGAGGUCAUGAAAACGGAGCUCAUGAAACAGCUUUACAGGUUCCUGCACAAGAAAAAGCGCUACAGCACCCAGGAGGAGUUUGUCAGCGACCUGAAGGAGAUGUGGUUUGGCCUUUACUCCAGAGGCAAGGAUGAGGGGGAUUCCAGCGGCUUUGAGCACGUCUUUUCAGGGGAAGUCAAAAAAGGAAAAGUGUCCGGAUUCCACAACUGGAUUCGUUUCUACCUUCUGGAGAAGCAGGGGCUGGUUGACUACCACAGCCAUAACUACGACGGGCCUUGGGACUCAUACCCUGACGUGCUGGGGCUGCAAUUCAGCUGGGAUGGCUAUAUCAAGGAGGUGGGCUCUGCCUUCAUUGGCUGCAGCCCUGAGUUUGAAUUUGGCCUCUACACUUUGUGCUUCAUUGCUCGGCCGGGGAAGAUGUGCCGGCUGAGCUUGGGAGGCCAUCAGCUGGGCAUUAAGACCUACACCUGGACCAAAUCCACCUACGGCAACGACAGGAAGUAUAUAGCGACUGCCUACGUGACAUCAUCCUGAUGCUGCCAACGAUCCCAGCUGCGGGGAGGCACAGGGAGGGGGAAGGGUGGUGGUGACCUCCUGGGAGCAUACAGCUGCACCAGGAAACUUGGGCUCAUAGAGGGGGCACAGACCGGCCAGGCCUAGGCCCUGCGUUGGUGGGGUUAAAUGAUCUUGCUGCAUAUGCAUUAUGUUUGCGUGGUGCUGAAGGAAGCUGCGGCCCUCUGAGACACCUGCACAAUGAAGGAAGGAAGGAAGAAAGGAAAUAUGAACUGUCUGUAGCCCCGAAGAAGCUCCCGGUUCCCUUCCCAAGCAUGUGUCCCUCGUCCAGCAGAAGAGUGAUAAGAAGUGUCGAGUGUCUAAUGGGAAUGAAUGCAGACAAGUUAAA
This is a messenger RNA of Trachemys scripta elegans, 1596 nucleotides long. RefSeq names its product endonuclease, poly(U) specific (gene ENDOU). Gene Ontology annotation, biological process: immune response. Gene Ontology annotation, molecular function: polysaccharide binding; RNA endonuclease activity; scavenger receptor activity. Bases 93 to 1229 code for a protein of 378 amino acids. NCBI's taxonomy places the organism in Eukaryota, Metazoa, Chordata, Testudines, Emydidae. The transcript has 10 exons. The record is from RefSeq and is a predicted model, not a curated record.